Molecule: messenger RNA, 661 nt
Organism: Dichomitus squalens LYAD-421 SS1
Lineage: Eukaryota; Fungi; Basidiomycota; Agaricomycetes; Polyporales; Polyporaceae
Exons: 2
Coding region: 120-344 (74 amino acids)
Cellular component (GO): cytoplasm
Source: RefSeq, a predicted model, not a curated record
GGCUGUCUCUCUCCCAACUCGUCUCUUCCUACAUAACAGCUUCACUGAACUUGUCCCGAACGCCCCGUAACUCGUCGCCAUCACGGUCUUCUGAGGACACCGCAACCACAACCCUCAUCAUGAUCGGAAGACUCGUACACUACGCAGUCGACGCUGCCCUAGUCAGUACCUUGUUGGCUGGCGUGAGACGAUCGAGCGGAUUCACCGUUGAAACGGAGAAGCUCUCCGAUCCUACCAUACGCUCAGUCGCCGAGAAAUAUCUCGGCUUCGGAGAAACCGUAUUCGACAUGAUUCAAGGCACGGCCGUGAAUAGCCCAUAUUUCAAGCGGGACUCUAGGAGAUGAUAUAUGUGUGGUGUUUGUGUGGUUGGGACUCAUCCAUUUUGGUUGGAGUGUAUUAUAUUGCAGUAUGUAUUCGACCGUGUCCUCCGUUCUUCGUCCUAUCGCUAUAUCAGUUCGUUAUCCGAACAUAGAAGUCCCAUAGACUUUUUGUCUUUGGGCUUCAUGCCCGGACGAGCCGGACACGAAGUUUUCAGUCUCCGAUUUAUACGAUUACAUCUUCCCCUGCAUUUUCAGUUUGUGAUCAAGGACGUCGCGUAUGUGCCGUCACCACUCACCACCGCACACAGAGAUCAUGGGGUUGUUGCAUGGCUUUACUCUCC